Molecule: messenger RNA, 558 nt
Organism: Indicator indicator
Lineage: Eukaryota; Metazoa; Chordata; Aves; Piciformes; Indicatoridae
Gene: TNNI1
Product: troponin I1, slow skeletal type
Exons: 5
Coding region: 58-558 (166 amino acids)
Biological process (GO): muscle contraction
Cellular component (GO): troponin complex
Source: RefSeq, a predicted model, not a curated record
UUGCCCCAGAGAAAAUCCAAGAUCACAGCCUCACGCAAGCUCUUGUUGAAGAGUUUGAUGCUGGCAAAAGCAAAGGAGGAAUGGGAACAGGAGAUUGUGGACAAGCAGUCAGAGAAGGAAAGAUACCUGUCUGAGAGGAUCACCCCACUGCACACCAGUGGCCUUUCCCUGAGCCAGCUCCAGGACCUGUGCAGAGAGCUGCAUGAGAAGGUUGAAAUUGUGGAUGAAGAGAGAUAUGACAUAGAAGCAAAGUGCAACCACAACACUCGGGAGAUUAAAGACCUGAAAAUCAAAGUGCUGGACCUGAGGGGCAAGUUCAAGAGGCCUCCCCUGCGCCGAGUCCGAGUCUCUGCCGACGCCAUGCUGAGAGCUCUGCUGGGCUCCAAGCACAAAGUCUCCAUGGACCUGAGAGCCAACCUCAAGUCUGUCAAGAAGGAGGACACAGAGAAGGAGCGCCCUGUGGAGGUGGGCGACUGGCGCAAGAACGUGGAGGCCAUGUCGGGCAUGGAGGGCAGGAAGAAGAUGUUUGAUGCUGCCAAAUCCCCCACAGGCCAGUGA